AUGAAGUUUCUUUUAUUAAUACUGGUUUUUAAUUUAUUAGUCAAAGCAACACCAAUUACACCAAUUAAACAACAAAUAUAUAUCAAUUUCGAGCUUAUAAAAAGUGAUAUUGGAUUAUUCUACAUUGAAAAUUUAAAUCUUGGAACACCAAAACAAAUAUUAAAUAAAGUUGAAAUAGAUACCGGAUCGUCAGAUUUCAUCCUUGCUAAUGAUGAUUACAAUCCAUCAAAAUCAAGUUCAGUUCACAACACGUUUGAAAUAUUUACAACUUCAUAUGGUUCUAUUUCGCCAUUCCAAUUUUAUAAAAUUUAUGAUACUUUAAGUUUUAAAAAUUUUGAAAUUGAAAAUUAUCCAGUUGGAUUUGCACAAAAUGUUUCACUGGAUUAUUUUGGUAAUUUUAAUGGUAUUUUAGGAUUAGGUACUGGUUUAUUAGAAGCUAUGGAACCGAGCUAUUCCAAUUUUCCAAGACAAUUAAAAGAAUCAGGGUUAAUAGAUUAUAUAUUAUUUUCAAUUUAUGCGCCAGUUAGUGGUAAUAAUACAAUUUUAUUCGGUGGGAUUAAUUCAGAUGUUUUUCAUGGUCCAUUGAUUAAAAUUCCAAUUAAUUUUGCAAUUGGUCAAACUUCGUCAUUUAAAAAAUAUAAUUGGUCAGGUAUAACUAUAAAUGGGAUUAAAAUUGGUGAUACGGUUGUUUCGAAUGAAAAUUCAUAUUUUGAAAUCGAUACAGGUGCUACUACAUUUGUCCCACCUGAUAAUAUAGCAAGAAAUAUAUUACAAUUAUUAAUUGAUGAAUCAAAAGGUGAUUAUUUAUUUCAAGAUAAUUCAGAUGGUGGUUAUUAUUAUUUUAGAAGAGAAUUGGUGGGUGAUUUAUGGAUUACAUUUAAUGUUCAAGGGUAUAUUUUAAAAUUUCAAAUUGAUGAUCUAUUAUUAAAUGAAACUGCAGGUGAUAGUAUUAAUCAAAAUGGAAAUACUUAUUGUAUACUUGAUAUGAUGUUAGGUUAUCAAUUAGGCUUAAAUACUAAUGUUCAAACUAUUCCAAAUCAUGUAUUAAAAUAUAGUUAUAUCGUUUGGGAUUAUGAACAAUUUGCAUUAUAUUUUGCUGAUUUGAUUGAUUUGAAUGAUAAACCAGAUACUAAAUCAAUUGUUGAAAUUAGAGAUAAUCAAUGGCCUAUUUCAACUACUACUGCUCCUGAUGCUACAAAUACUUAUACUUCAUUCUAUUGGGCUUCUAACGAUGUUAGUAUUAGUGGGAAAUAUAGUUUAACUGUUGCUGGAGAAGAAAAUGCUACUUCUGAACCAAUUACCACCACUACAAGUUCAAGUUCAAUUGCUACUGGUGGUUGUUACGCUAUACCAACUUGA
Messenger RNA from Insectozyma verbasci, 1359 nucleotides. The record is from the annotation of a GenBank genome assembly. Lineage: Eukaryota; Fungi; Ascomycota; Pichiomycetes; Serinales; Debaryomycetaceae.